This is a messenger RNA of Metopolophium dirhodum (rose-grain aphid), 1311 nucleotides long. RefSeq names its product E3 SUMO-protein ligase ZBED1-like. Bases 1 to 1311 code for a protein of 436 amino acids. The transcript has a single exon. The record is from RefSeq and is a predicted model, not a curated record. NCBI's taxonomy places the organism in Eukaryota, Metazoa, Arthropoda, Insecta, Hemiptera, Aphididae.
AUGCCUGUCAUAUGUCCUGGAUAUACUAUCCCAAGUCGCCAAGUUUUUGCUGACAACAAAAUUCCUGCUUUAUACUUUGAGGUAAAACGUAAAAUAAAACAUGAACUCAACUCAGCACAAUUUCUGUUGCUUACAUUUGAUUGUUGGACUUCCAAUGCACAACAGCCUUACAUUGGCAUAACAGCUCAUACUAUCAAUAGUGAUUGGGUUCUGCAAACAUAUUGUGUGGCUUGCGCUAUUCUUGAUGUAGACCACACUGCCUUUAAUUUAAAAAAUAUUAUUGAAUCUACACUUAAAGAUUGGAAUAUUCCUAUAUCAAAAGUCUCUGCCGCAGCUACAGAUAAUGGAACUAAUGUGAUCAAAGCUGUUCAGUUAAUGGGCUUAAAUCAUAUUAGUUGUUUUGGUCACACAUUAAAUAAUGGAGUUACAUCAUCUAUGAAUUUAAAUCCAGUCAAAAUAAUUAUUUCUAAUAUUUCUAAAAUAAGAUAUACAUUCCAUUAUAGUUCAAACUUACGUCGAUUGCUUCAAGAUGCCCAAAUUAAACUCGAUCUUCCACAAAAAGUUAUGCCAGCAUCAUGUGUUACAAGAUGGUGGACUAAUCUACCUGCUAUUCAGUUCGUAAGAGAUAAUUAUGAUGAUGCUCUUUAUGAUGUGUUAUUUAAGUUGAAAUCAAGAAAAAUAAAAUGUCUUCCCAACUGCAACGAACAAAAACUUAUUUUGGUGAUGUGCAAAAUUGUUGAACCUCUAAAAACACUUGGUGAACAUAUGGGUGCAGAAAAGAUUGCUACAGCUUCUUCAAUUUGGCCAGUUUAUACAAAACUUGAAAAAACGUUGCUUCAAACAAAUUCAUCAAAUUUUACUUGUGCCUUAACACAAGAAGAAUCAUCUAUAGCGAAUAAUAGUGAGAAUUUUGGGGACUGCGAACAAUUAUUUUCAAUCCUAAGUCAAUGUACACUUAAGGAUAAUAAUAUAGAUUCAUAUUUUAACACUAAUGAAGUUUGUGGAGACAUUAGUGAUGAUGAUGUUGAUACACAUGUGGAUAGUGUGAAUACAAUUGAUAAUUUAUUAGAUCAUAUUGAAAAUCAUUUAAAGGAUGAUAUAAAAAGACCAUUUCAUAAACGUUACAUUAAUAAAGAAGAAAGUAGAAUGUUUUUACAAAAAAUAUGCUUUUUGGAUCCAAGGUACAAAUCAGCAUAUAUUGAUCCAAGAGAUAUAGAUACAGUCAAAAUUACAAUUCAACUUGAAAUGGAUGAAAUAGGCAACCAAGCUAAAAGUAAAGAACUCAAGGUCCAGAAAAAUGAUGGUAUGUAA